ACGCCCCCCCCUCCUCCUCCUCCUCCGCGUCGGGCGCAGUCAGAUCAGAUCCAAACUCCAGUCUGAAGUUUGCAGCGGAGCCGCGGACGUCCUGCGUCGUGGCGCGGGGCUGGAGCGCGUCUCGGGUCGGAUCUCUGAUCUCUGAUCUCUGCGCCGGUUCCAGGUCCUGGAUCUCGGAGUCAUGGCUCCGUUCGGGAAGAACUUCCUCAAGGCUCGAAUGAAGAACAGGACGAAGGACGCCGAGCCCGUCAUAGGGAAGGAGAUUCAAAUCACCGUCUGCAAUGAGGAAAAGGUCGUCUGCGGCGUCACCAAACACACGACGUGUACAGAUAUGAUCCAGGCCUUGCUGGAGGACCACAAGUCCCUCCCGGAGAGCAAACGGCUCCUUCAUGGGGACCCCAAAGACUUCUGUCUGGUGGAGCGGUGGAAGGGCUUUGAGAGGGCCCUGCCGCCCCUCACCAGGAUCCUCCGGCUCUGGUACGCCUGGGGGGACCAGAGGCCCUUCAUACAGUUCUUCCUGGUCAAAACCAGCGACUUUGUGCCUCAGACCACCAAGAAGGCCGGAAAGCCCAAGGGGGCAAAGCCGAAGCGGUGGGAACACGGCCGCAACCAUCACACCCAGCACCUGCCGGCGGAGAAGCAGAAGCGCUUGGUGAAGAAGGCUUUCCGCAAGCUGGAGAAGCUCCACAAGGAGAACAGGGGCUUCCCGGGGACCGAGGAGGUCGAUCGCAUGGUGCAGCUCAUCCUCAACCAGGACCACAUGAUCAGGGAACAGAUCCACCGCAUGAGGGACCUGGAUCAGGAGAUCGAGCAGUUUGAGCUCCAAACGAGCCAGGAACCCGGGGAUUGUGGUUCUAACCUGGCGGCGCACAGCGAGGAGGAGCUGGAGGAGUUUCUGUACACCAGCGGCGGCGUUGAGCAGCUCCAGAUGCAAGUCCAAAGGCACCAGGAGCUCAUCCUGCAGCUUUCCCUGGACAUCGACGCCGAGUUGAGGAUGGCUCACCUUCAGGACGAGGACGGCGACCAGAACGGAGCCACCGCUGCCUCCGACAAUUCGCUCCACAGUGACGAGUUACAGAGGCUUCAGGACGAACUGAAGCGCAGCAUCUUCAGCGGAGUGGCUCUGCAGAACCAGGUGGCCGAAAUCGAGACGCAGCUCAAGCACUUUGACGGCGCGCUGGCCGCCAAGGACCAGGAGUGCUGGCAGCUGGCGUCGCAGCUGAACUCCCUGCAGAUCAUGGAGAGCAUGGAGGAGGAACCGAACCCCAAACCCCCCCCGCUGGGGAACGAGGCUCAGUGCAGCAUUUCCCGGUUGGUGGAUCUCAAACCGGGCCUGUCCCCCGUGGACGACACGGACUCGGACACCGGGAUCAGCUCCACGCACAGUCAGGACUCUCUUUCGCCGUGUCUGGACUUCCCCCCUCCGCUGGACUCCGAUGUUUGAAAAGCUCACAAGUCCCAAACCCUUCGCUUUUGUACAAAGAAAAUGGCAAAAACUGGCUUUUUGUUUCUUGAGAUGCCCAAGCUUAGUCCAGAUAUAUUUAUUGUUUUUAUAUUUUUCCUUUUUGAAAACUAGCAUUUUGGAUAAUCAAGUCCUUUUUCUUAUUGUCGGAAAUCAGAUUUGCUUAAAAUAAAAAUCAAUCCAAAGCCUUUAGAGAUCUCUACCAGCCAUCCUGGGAAAUUCUCGUGGAAUUUGUAUGUCCUUGAGUGCAUAAGAUCACAUGGACAUCAUGGACAUGCUUACUCCUUUUCUACCAAACAGGUUCUGGGCCAGUUCUGGUGCCGGUUCACAACUCGUUCAAUUUGGGAACCGGUUUUCUUUUCCACAGCUCGGUGCUAAGAGGAGCCACGUCAUUACGUCACUGCAAACGUCAGUUACGUCGCUGUGUUUGUGUGAAAGUUGCAGCAACAACCAGGUAUCUGCUCUAAUAGGACUUGGUCCACGUAGCUCCUCCGUCGACACAUCUCUAAAAGACAGGUUGUUUCCUCCUCCCAUGAUGCUUUGCUGCAUCCAGAUUCAUUCUGAUUUGAAAAUGUCUCCGUCUCCCAGUCUUGCUGUUGCCGUUGGUCUUAAUAACUCCACCCCGUCCACUUACGUAAGCGGUUCUUUCCUCUAGACCAGCAAAGAGUUGGUUGCUACCUUGGAACCAGAGCCAGUUCUUUGUCAGUGGAAACAGAAAGCCUGGUUCCAAACUCAGCACUGGCCCAGAACCAGAACCAGCCCUGGAACCGGUUUUGGUUGAAAAAGGGUAGCUGACGGGACCAUGUCUUUUAGCUGUACCGGGAACGCCUUCAUACGGAUGUGUUGGGUACCUGAACAACAUUGAUCCUGGAUGUUGUCAUCAGUGAUCGUGACUUGAAACUAGGGCUGUGUGAUUAAUCGAUUUUAAAUCUAAAUCGGAUUUAUUAUUCAAGACGAUGUUAAAAAAAGGAUUUUCCUUUUCUUGCAGCUGGCUGUAUUACAGACGGAGCUCGUCUAGUCAUCUUUGUUUGGUCAAGAAAAUUGUAAAUGUCACUUUACUAAACUCGAGGAUUUACAGUAUCUUUCAAUAGCACUUCAUUCCCAAUAGGGAAAUUUGUUUGCUAUUUUUCUUUAAAAAUAAAGAAACAAUGUAUUCCAUUGUCUUUUGUAGUUUUUCCAAAAAAAAAUAGGGUUUUCAGAGAAAUAAAUCAGGAUUUUAUUUUUGUCCAAAAUCGCCCAGCCCUACUUGAAACUUGGUCGUAUUGGGUCCAAAAAGUCGUAGGACAAGGUUUUCACGAGUCAGUAACCAUCGUAAAACUGUAAACAAUGUGGAUUGUUCACAUUAGCAACAGUAACUAAGGGGGGCGGGACUCACGAUAGGUAAAUCCUGCAGCCAUUUCUGUUGUAUUGAAUGACGGCUCUUGGACCAACGCCAACCAUCUUACUUCCGCUUUAGCGCUCGUGCAGAGCAAGGUUUCGUUGCAGUUCCUCGACCAGACACUAGAGGCUAUCCUUUAUGACUUCCUCACCUGUAAUCGCAACACUACCGCGUUUCGCGAAACAACCGCCCGUUUGUACGAACCGAGGGUCGGCUAAACAGACGGUAGCCCUGCAACUUUGAUUGACAUGCAGUGGUCAUGUUUCCAUCGGGAUGGAAGUUUUUUGUCAUUGCAUAAGCCCCUACCCUACCCUGUUGUGAUAGGUUAGGAACAAUGUGUGAUGGUACAACUGACCGUAUUGAGGCAUCAAAAUGUACUUUAAAGAUAAAAAAGCCCCAUAUUUCAGCCUGGACUUGUUUUUUUUUUAAGCUGCACUUAUUUGUAUAAUCAACUAUGUUUUAUAUUAAAACAAGAAGCUAAAUGGUUUGGAUGCAGAAUUUGUCAAAAAGUACAACGCUCCUCUGGACUACACUGUAAAUACUGCUGUAAGAUCUGUAAAUAUAACUUGCGCACAACUUUUUUUAAAAAAGCAAUUUGAUAAAGAAAUUGAAAAAAGUUCUAUUUAUUUAUCAUCUAAUUGUGUUUGAAGUACAUUUAUAUGACUAUCUCAAAAAAAGAAAAUCUAAUUUUUAUUAAAUAUGACAACACAUGAAAUCCAGUCACGUGCUUUCGCACUGUUAACUUCUUAAAACAACAACUAUACCUACAUAAAGAUGUGUAUUUUAACCUUCCUAAUAAAGGCUAAUG
Cololabis saira (Pacific saury) is the source of this 3648-nucleotide messenger RNA. RefSeq names its product Ras association domain family member 9 (gene rassf9). Bases 182 to 1444 code for a protein of 420 amino acids. The transcript is spliced from 2 exons. NCBI's taxonomy places the organism in Eukaryota, Metazoa, Chordata, Actinopteri, Beloniformes, Belonidae. Gene Ontology annotation, biological process: signal transduction. The record is from RefSeq and is a predicted model, not a curated record.